This is a messenger RNA of Piliocolobus tephrosceles (Ugandan red Colobus), 1077 nucleotides long. Its product is annotated as elongation factor-like GTPase 1. Gene Ontology annotation, cellular component: ribonucleoprotein complex; cytosol. Gene Ontology annotation, molecular function: GTP binding; GTPase activity; ribosome binding. Gene Ontology annotation, biological process: cytosolic ribosome assembly. The record is from RefSeq and is a predicted model, not a curated record. NCBI's taxonomy places the organism in Eukaryota, Metazoa, Chordata, Mammalia, Primates, Cercopithecidae. The transcript has 8 exons. The annotation marks the transcript as partial.
UUUACGAAUUGUGUUUUAGGUAAUGAGGAGUACCUGAUUAAUCUGAUAGACUCUCCAGGACACGUGGACUUUUCCUCAGAAGUAUCAACCGCUGUUCGCGUUUGUGAUGGAUGCAUCAUUGUGGUAGAUGCUGUGGAAGGAGUCUGUCCACAGACACAGGCAGUUCUGCGACAAGCUUGGCUUGAAAACAUCCGUCCAGUUUUAGUGAUUAAUAAGAUAGAUCGCUUGAUAGUGGAACUGAAAUUCACCCCACAAGAGGCCUAUUCUCACCUCAAGAAUAUUUUAGAACAGAUUAAUGCACUCACAGGAACUCUUUUUACUUCUAAAGUCCUAGAAGAAAGAGCAGAGAGAGAGACUGAAUCCCAAGUGAAUCCACAUUCUGAACAAGGAGAGCAAGUAUAUGACUGGAGCACUGGCUUGGACGAUACAGAUGAUUCUCAGCUUUACUUCUCUCCAGAACAGGGAAAUGUGGUGUUUACCAGUGCAAUAGAUGGGUGGGGCUUUGGAAUUGAGCACUUUGCCAGAAUCUACAGUCAAAAAAUUGGCAUCAAAAAGGAAGUUCUUAUGAAAACCUUGUGGGGAGAUUACUAUAUAAAUAUGAAGGCUAAAAAGAUCAUGAAGGGUGAUCAGGCCAAAGGAAAGAAACCUUUAUUUGUACAGUUGAUCCUGGAAAAUAUAUGGAGUUUGUAUGAUGCUGUCUUGAAAAAGGACAAAGACAAAAUUGAUAAAAUAGUGACUUCUUUAGGAUUAAAAAUUGGAGCCCGGGAGGCACGACAUUCAGACCCUAAAGUUCAGAUCAAUGCCAUUUGCAAUCAAUGGCUACCCAUAUCCCAUGCUGUUCUUGCGAUGGUGUGUCAGAAACUUCCUAGUCCCCUUGAUAUUACAGCCGAGAGAGUGGAGAGACUGAUGUGCACAGGAUCACAAACCUUUGACUCUCUUCCACCAGAAACUCAAGCACUGAAAGCAGCUUUUAUGAAAUGUGGAAGUGAGGAGACUGCUCCAGUUAUCAUAUUUGUUUCCAAAAUGUUUGCAGUUGAUGCUAAGGCCUUGCCUCAGAAUAAGCCAAGGUAAGGGAAG